AUGCCUCCCCGUCCACCUCCCCUUCCUCGCCUCCCAAUACAACUUCGCCGGACCCUCCUCCUCCUCUACCAUCUCACCCUCACCAUCUUCUUCCUGCUUCUCGCCCUCACCAUCAUCUACGUCCCCAUCUCGGGCGUAUACAACCACCUGCAAAGCCUUCAAGCUUACAUCUCAUCCCCAAAGCGGGAUGAUCCAUUCUUAAGGCUCGUAGAAGGAAAGAGGCUGGAUGGUCGUAGUCUGCUGGAACGAGCACCGGAGGGAGAAGUGUACGGACAUGCCGAUUUCCAAGAUGGCCGGCGUCAGACUGUGCGUCCAGAGUUCCUCGAGCCCAAUAGCGAGGCCCUUGGAUGGGUCAAUGUCAACCUUGGAAACGGCGGUCCCGAGCCCAACUUGAGUGGUGGUAUGAUCCCGGCCAUCUCGACCCCUUUUGGUAUGACCCGCUGGACUCCGCAAACUCGAGCAAAUUACGUCUCGAUGUGUCCGUAUAAUCAAACAGACACCAAGCUACACGGUUUUAUCGCGACACAUCAGCCUGCUAUCUGGAUGGGCGAAUCGGCCCCUCUCGAAGUCUCCCCGAGCCUUGCAAACACGCCCAAAGUCCUCUUUGACGACCGCGCCCUCCCCUUCGACCGAUCAGACGAAUACGCCUCCCCAAAUUAUUACCGCAACCUCCUCAAGGACGAAGGGGGCCAUGUGGAGGCUGAACUUACCGCUUCUUCCCGGGUUGGACACAUGCGCUUCACAUUCCAAACAUUGUCCCCUUCCUCCUCCGCUUCUUCCUCGGCAAAAGUCGUACCCCGGAUCUUGAUUCAGCCAGCGAGGUCUACGUUCCUAGUCCACGGUGACAAGCCCGACGACCGCGUGCCCUAUCACCCCAAUGGCUUCAUCCGGGUAGAUUGGGACAAGGGGGAGGUAUGGGGCUGGGGCGAUGAGAGACAAGACCAUAUUCUCGUCGGCGACGACCUCCCAGCAAAAAACUUCAAAGGCUACUUUGUAGCCCAAUUCUCCCGCCCCUUCUCUCGCUUCGCCACGUCCAAAAACGGCACCAUCACAUACGACGAUGAACAGGCCGAGGGGGCGGUACUUGCGGGAUUUGUCGAGUUUGAAGGGGGCGAUGAGGAGGAUGAGAUGGUGGUGGAGAUGAAAGUGGGGAUCAGCUGGGUGAGCGUCGAGCAGGCGAGACGGAACAUCGAGCUCGAAUCCACCCCUUUCCCUGCGUCUCCAAAAGACUCAUCGACGUGGGCCGAACAUCUCAACAGGCUCUCCGUCUCGGGCGCGACUGGGUCAAACAAAACCGUGCUCUAUACCAGUCUCGCACACACUUUAGUCUACCCUUACGAAGUAUCCGAGAACACCACCUUCUUGACCCGCGCCAACUCUUCCUCCCCCACUUGGUCCGACGACACAGAGAAAGAAGAUGGCGAGAACACCGUAGCCUACUACUCUGGCUACUUGGACGCUCUAGCCAAAGGCGAGUCCUACUCAGGCUACUCCCUCUGGGACACUGCCCGCGCCCAGCAUCCCCUCCUCAUCCUCCUUGCACCCUCUCGUGUACCGGGGAUGAUCACCAGUAUGCUGCAAGAUUGGAAAGAAGGAGGUUGGAUGCCGAUGUGGAAGAAUGUCGUGGAGACAAAUAUCAUGGUUGGGACUUUUGCCGAUGCGGUGAUGGCUGGCGCAGUGUUAUCAGGGGUGAAGGGGUUCGAUUUGGACGAAGCGUGGGAGGCUGUCAAGAAGAAUGCUUUUACACCGCCGGAACGGGAUACCGAGCUCCAAUUUGGAGACCGCGAGGAAAAUACUCCGCAAGAAGUGCGCGCAGGCCUCACCGAGUAUACGAAAUUGGGCUAUGUAGCGGAUGAUCUUCAUACGGAAAGUGGGAGCAGGACUUUGGACUAUGCGUAUCUUGACCAUGCCGCCGCCCUACUCGCAUCCCACCCUUCCCUCUCCCACCUCAACCUCUCUUCCACCGCAUCUCUUCUUAACACUCGCUCGAAAAACUACAAGAGCCUGUGGAAUAACGGUACAAGUUUCAUGGAAGCUCGUAACAGCGAUGGGUCAUGGGCGGGAGACGAAAAUGGAUGGACCGAGGGCGACAAGUGGGCGUAUAGCUUGGACGUCAUGCACGAUGUCCCCGGUUUGGCAGAGCUGAUGGGUGGAAAUGCGUCCUUUGUCGACUUUAUGGACCGCCAUUUUGCUGGCGGGCAUAACUUGCACACGAACGAGCCCUCCCACCAUAUUCCAUACCUCUAUUCCCUUGCGUCUGCUCCCGACAAGUCCCAAUUCUGGCUUCACUCCCUCGCGUCAUCAGAAUACAAUCACACCGCCGCCGGUCUUUCUGGGAACGAAGAUUGUGGUCAAAUGUCUGCAUGGUACAUCUUUACCGCUUUAGGCUUCUACCCCGUCGAUCCUGCUUCGGCCACAUACGUCCUCGGCUCGCCUCUCUUCGACAAGAUUGUGCUACGAUUACCGACCGCGCCUUGGGAUGAAGAAGGAGGAGAAAGGGUUCUAGAGGUUGUCGCCGAUGGAGCCAGUAAAGGGAGGGUGUAUGUUAAGGGGCUGACGGUAGAGGGAGAAAGCUGGGAAGGGAUAGAGGUGGGCCAUGAUGUUGUGACGAAAGGCGGGAAAUGGGUCUGGGAGAUGGACGAUCGGCCGCAGAAGUGGGGUCGCCAGCCAUGA
This is a messenger RNA of Cryptococcus amylolentus CBS 6039, 2673 nucleotides long. RefSeq lists its product as hypothetical. Bases 1 to 2673 code for a protein of 890 amino acids. The record is from RefSeq and is a predicted model, not a curated record. Gene Ontology annotation, biological process: protein quality control for misfolded or incompletely synthesized proteins; carbohydrate metabolic process; glycoprotein catabolic process. Gene Ontology annotation, molecular function: peptide-N4-(N-acetyl-beta-glucosaminyl)asparagine amidase activity; carbohydrate binding. The transcript is spliced from 13 exons. Lineage: Eukaryota; Fungi; Basidiomycota; Tremellomycetes; Tremellales; Cryptococcaceae. Gene Ontology annotation, cellular component: nucleus; cytosol.